This is a messenger RNA of Sorghum bicolor (sorghum), 630 nucleotides long. RefSeq lists its product as uncharacterized. The record is from RefSeq and is a predicted model, not a curated record. NCBI's taxonomy places the organism in Eukaryota, Viridiplantae, Streptophyta, Magnoliopsida, Poales, Poaceae. Bases 6 to 398 code for a protein of 130 amino acids. The transcript is spliced from 2 exons.
ACGACAUGAAGGGCAUGGCCAGGGAGAGCCUCCUGGACUGUCUGGCCUUCGCCGGAGCGUGGCUCGACGGCCGGAAGCACCCUCGGAGGGCGGCGCGCGGUGCGAAUCCGAAGCUGCCGUACUGCGUCGCUCGGAUGAUCAGCAAGCAGAUGAGCGUGACGGGUCUGUUCGCCGGCGUGACGAUGAAGGACAACAAGGUGGGGAGUGAUGAUUUCAUGCCACGGUGCAGCGAAAACAACGACGGGGACGAUGAGGACGACGAAGAUGAUCGGGAUGAUGACGAUGAAAGCGAUGAGGCAGAAUUGGCUGAUAAUGCUGGUUUGAAGAUGUGCACGUCAGGAAGAGAGUUGCCAAUCAUCACGGGAGAUGCUUGGACGAGGUUGUCCCGGAGGACAUAAAAGCGCAUUCUGUUAGCUAUUACUCAUGAUCCACCGUCGUAAGCUUGCUAGCUAGUUCACUGAUAAAUGCACUGAGAAAUUAGAGCUUCACCGCGACUAGUUAGAUAGAGUCUCUGAUCAGUGCAAAUGCAAUCGCUAAAUGUUUUGUGCGCAUUGUCGCUUCUGUUUCUGUGUUUGCAGGCUCACAUGUUUGUGUUAAUUUCCAAUAAAAAAAUGGAAGUCUUCCUAAAUU